GCCUACGAUUCAUUUUGAGACCGAACCGCGCAUGUCGUGCGCUUCGCAUACUUUGGCGCGAAUUUUUUUUAACCAAGCAAAAACUAAUAAAAAGUGUUAUGUAUUAAUCCAAGUGAGUUAAAAUGGAUCCGAAACCGUGCCUUGUAGUUUAUAAAGAAUGAAACAUAAAAAUUAAAACAGUGAAAGGAAAAAAAUUAAAACUAUUGUGAUGGAGUGGACAAAAUUUUAUGUAACUGUUUUUUACUUUAAAAAAUGGCAUGUUCAUAGAAAAUGGAAAAAAUUAAGUAGUUCAGUGUAUGCGGGUCUGAUAGUGCUGUUUAUGCCAUUUGUGUUGAGUGAUGAUUGGUCAAGUUAUUUAACCUACGAGGAAAUAUAUAACAAUACAAACUAUGCCCAAAUACGUGAAACGGGUGCGCCAUACAACAAACUACCUAAAUAUAACUUUAAUAGUAACUAUAAAAGUAGUCAAACUCACCAUAAUGUAGAGGAAGCCAAAGAUAGUGAUGUAGGAGAAUAUAAUUUUAGAGAACAAAAUGGACCCCUAGCUAAGGAACAACUACUGGUGGGGUUUUCACAUAGUCCUUAUAGAUAUUCAGUACCAGAGGCUGAUUAUCUAAAAGGCGUAAGGGAUAUAGAUCCUAACAGAUAUACAAAUAAGAAUGAGAAUCGUGGGAAACGAGGUGUGCUCCACCUGUACAACAUGAUUCUCUGCGCGACGGGCUGUGAGCCCUUAGCUUACAAAGGAUACGGGUGUUACUGCGGCUUCUUGGGCUCCGGCCGGCCAACAGAUGGGAUAGACAAUUGCUGUCGACUACACGACGAAUGCUACGAGAACAUCUAUUGCCCGUUUUUCACUGUGUAUUUCCAGCCGUAUUAUUGGAAGUGCUAUCGCAACCGGCCGCUUUGCGCUCUAGAGAACUACCAGACCAGAAAUCAGUUCAUUAACGGGUGCGCGGCGAGACUCUGCGAAUGUGAUAGGAAAUUCGCAAUGUGCGUUAAAAAAUACUCUUGUCCCAGAGGUCGAGCUCUCUGCCACUCUUCACCGUUAAGACUAUUGCAAAAUAUAUUAAUGUUUCGCUAAAAAUACAGUUCUUAUAUAUUAAUUAUUUAACUGUAAAUUUUAUACUAGUAAAGGUGAUAUUAUGUUGGUUUGGUCAUGUAGAAAGAAUGAAUGAGGAAAGAGUGACAAACAUCGAUAUAUAUGUACUACGUACUACAUUGCAACAUACACUAUGUUCAACUGAACUGUACUGCAAUCCGUACAGUGUGUCAUUUAGUAUGGUUUCAAUCUUCUAGUUAGUCUGUGGUUUCAAUAUACAUUCAGUGUGGAGCGGCGCUAAUAAUACAAGAUUUCAAAUUAAACUUUAAAUUAAAAACUGACCGCCCAGGCGCAACGCGCUUAAAUCAACUGCGCAUGCGCGAGUCUACUAUCUCCCUCGCAUGCGCGAUGACAUAGAGUAGUGCACAUUUUUUUAUUUAGAAUGACUUCUCUAUUACGUAGUACAUAAUAUAACUCAAUGGUGACAAAGCAAAUUUAUGUUGCAGAGGUGAACGGCAGAGUCGGGAAGGGACGCUCUAGGCGAAAGUUUAUCGACCAAAUUGGCGAUAUAUUGAAAAUGGGCCAAAUUAAGAGUACUUUUAACGAACGAGCAUGUAUGCGUAGGUAUAUGGAUGUGGAGGAAGCGAGAGAGGUGUGUCAGGAUCGUGCCAAAUGGAAGUCCAUAGUCUCUGCCUACUCCUCUGUGUGACAGGCGUGAGCGAUGUUAUGUUAUGUGAUAUUAUGUUUUUACUAUAUUUUCUAAAUUUAAAGCCUUUUAUGUUUUCCUUAAAUUAUCUUCACCUAAUUAGCUUCGUUAUACUUGUGAAGUUUUGAAUUUAUCUACUUUAUACCUUUUAUUAUAAAACUUAUAUAGAUAUAUAUUAAUUUAUCAAUUUAUUAAAAUACAAGUGGUAUAUUUAAAAACUUUGUACAACCGACUUCAAUAUAAACUGUUAAGAAAAACUCAAAAACUACUGGUCAAACCUUGAUCAGAUUUAUAUGGGACCACAUGAAAAGCACCAGCUUUAGCACCUAGAAAAAAGUUAUGCGGUAACACACAAAAGAACAAUUUAAAAAAAAACAGUCGAAAUGCGUACCUCCUCCUUUUUGAAGUCGGUUAAAAUAUUGAAAAUCGUGAUUCUGUCUCGGAUACAUUUACUCAUGUUACAUUUUUGUCUGUGACUAUGGCGUGGUAUGAGCCUCAGGUGUCGGCGCCGCCACAAAUCUAGUGCGAAAUAGAAUACUCAUUACCAUUUAUAUUCAACUACAAUGUGAUUUCUUUUUACUACUGCCAUAUUUCAAUUCAACUAUAAAGUUUUUUUAACUAUUACAUUUUUUUUUUAAUUUUUUUUUUGUAAUUCUCAGACAGAAAUGUACAAAAGUGGCCAGUGUUGUUUGCGUUUAUGUUUUUAAUUGCAUUUCAGCAUUUUAGUACAUUUUUUGUUAAAAACAUUUCAGUUAGGAAUUUUGGAAGAAGAUAACAUAAGGGAAUAAAUAUUGAUUGCGGACGAAAAAAUGGCCGCUUAUUAUAUACAAAUAUUUUUUAUAGUUUAGAAUCACUAUUUGAGUCGUUUAUAUGGUGUUUAAUAUUGACAAUUAAAAUUUGUCACAUCUUUGUUUUUGUUUUUUGGAUUUAAAGGAAUUUAUAAACAUCUAAGAAUAACAUUGUUGUAUAUAAAUAAAAUAGCUUAUAUUAAGUAGUAAUGUAUAAAGCCAUGUAACUAAAAUUUUAACAUAAUUACCGAUAAAAAUACCUAAUAAAUAUAUUAAUAUCU
Molecule: messenger RNA, 2814 nt
Organism: Parnassius mnemosyne (clouded apollo)
Lineage: Eukaryota; Metazoa; Arthropoda; Insecta; Lepidoptera; Papilionidae
Source: the annotation of a GenBank genome assembly